Zerene cesonia (dogface butterfly) is the source of this 1169-nucleotide messenger RNA. Its product is annotated as pre-mRNA-splicing factor 38B. The transcript has 7 exons. The coding region runs from base 144 to 1103 and encodes 319 amino acids. Lineage: Eukaryota; Metazoa; Arthropoda; Insecta; Lepidoptera; Pieridae. Gene Ontology annotation, cellular component: precatalytic spliceosome. The record is from RefSeq and is a predicted model, not a curated record.
CUGUCAAUUGACAAAUCAUUUUGUUGGUUGCGUGCCCUACGUAAAUAUAUUUUAAAAGAUUUUUUGGAGGCAAAUUACACUAAAGAGUAUUGCUCAACUUAUUAACACCGUUUUUAUGAUAAGUAUAAGUAGACACAUUUACAAUGUCGGAAGCAGAAGAAUACAAUCAGCAAAAGCCAGCUAAAACAAGCAAACAACAUAACAUUUUACCGAUAUGGGGUAAUGAGCAAACUAUGAAUCUGAACCCUUUAAUAUUAGCAAAUAUCCAAGGUUCUAGCUACUUCAAAGUGCACCUAUUUAAGCUGAAGACAUAUCAUGAAGUAGUUGACGAGAUUUAUUACCAGGUGAAGCAUCUGGAGCCUUGGGAGCGCGGCAGCCGCAAGACAGCUGGGCAAACUGGCAUGUGUGGCGGCGUUCGAGGGGUGGGUGCAGGUGGCAUUGUAUCUACAGCGUUCUGCCUCCUGUACAAACUGUACACAUUAAGACUGACUCGUAAACAGGUGAAUGGGCUACUGCAACACACAGAUUCACCUUACAUUAGAGCUCUCGGUUUCAUGUAUGUCCGCUACACACAACCGCCAGCAGAUCUGUUUGACUGGUACGUGGAUUAUCUGGAUGAUGAUGAGGAGGUGGACCCGCGGGCGGGAGGCGGUGGGACCACCACCAUCGGUGCUCUGGUGCGGCAGAUGCUGAUCAAGCUGGAUUGGUUCAGCACAUUGUUUCCGAGAAUCCCGGUGCCUAUUCAGAAGCAGAUUGAACAAAAGCUAGCAGAACACAACAGGCAGUCUACAUCGCAGCAGACUAAUUACCGAGCGGGAAAUACAAGUAACUACAAUCCGGGCCGAGUUGACAACGAGCGGCGUGAGCACGACGACAGGGACAAACGAGAUUACGGGGACACUGACAGGUAUGCAAAAGACAGAGGGAACAGACGCGAAGACAGAGACCAAAGGGAUAAGGACCGUGACCGUGACCGCGAUCGACGUGACCGUGACACCAGAGACAGAUACCGCGAGAGAUCGCGCUCAAGAGACCGACACAGCGAGCGGUCACGUGACCGCCCGCGUCACCGCUCUCGCUCGCGAGAUCGCCGCUAUAGAUAAUAAAUAAUACAUACCUCAGUUUUGUUUAUGCUGUGUAAUUGACAAUUAAAUAGAUAUAAUGUUUUA